AUGAGAUUAUCAGUUUCAAUUGCUACAGUAACAUCAAUUGCAUCAGUGAUUGGUGGCGCUGAAAGUUUAAGAGUUCCUACAUUCCAACCGUACGUUGAUAACGUUCAACAGCAUCUUAAUCUUAAUUUUGACAAGGUUCAAUCGCAAUACAGCAAUUUCGUCGAUAAUUUCGAUAUUGGUAAGAACAAUGUCAUUGAGUCUAUUGCUAAGUACUUGAAUGAGCCAUUAUCGGAGAUUCCUAAGAAUACCAAGCAAAUAUGGCUGGAAAUGAUGCUUCAAUUUCCAGACACUGUUGGCAAGAUGAACUUUAAGACCAAUCCAAAGACUGUUACACCUAAGUCGUCGGAUAUGUUUAACUUCCACGUUGAGGAUGCUAAGGUUCCAAACCACAAAUUGAGAGUUAAGUCGACUCCAAAGGAUUUGGGAAUUGAUGACGUCAAGCAAUAUACUGGUUAUUUGGAUGUCAAGGACGAAGACAAGCACUUUUUCUACUGGUUUUUCGAAUCGAGAAACGACCCUAAGAAUGACCCAGUUAUUCUUUGGUUGAAUGGUGGUCCAGGUUGUUCGUCGUUGACAGGUUUGUUUUUCGAAUUGGGCCCAUCGUCCAUUGGUGCCGACUUAAAGCCUAUUCGUAACCCUCAUAGUUGGAACAAUAACGCAUCGAUUAUCUUUUUAGACCAACCGGUUAAUGUUGGAUUUUCUUACUCGUCUGAUUCUAUCACAAACACCAUUGCUGCCGGAAAGGAUGUUUAUGCCUUCUUAGAAUUGUUCUUCAAGCAAUUCCCUGAGUACAAGAAACCAGAUUUCCACAUUGCCGGUGAAUCGUAUGCUGGUCACUAUAUUCCAGUCUUUGCCACUGAAAUUUUAUCUCAUGAUGAUCGUUCAUUCAACUUGAGUUCGGUUUUAAUUGGUAACGGUUUGACUGAUCCUUUGACCCAAUACGAGUACUACGAACCAAUGGCUUGUGGUAAGGGUGGUGAGCCAUCUGUUUUGGAACCAGGUGAAUGCCAAUCUAUGACUGAUUCCAUUCCAAGAUGUUUAUCCUUAAUUGAAUCCUGUUAUGACUCCGGAUCUAUCUGGUCCUGUGUUCCAGCUACCAUCUAUUGUAACAACGGCCAAAUGGGACCAUACCAAAAGUCAGGCAGAAAUGUGUACGAUAUCCGUACCAUGUGUGAAGGCUCUAGUUUAUGCUACUCUGAUUUGGAAUACAUUGAUCAAUACUUGAAUCAAGAUGAAGUUAAAUCCAAAUUAGGUGUAGAAGUCGACGCAUACGAAUCUUGUAAUUUUGAUAUCAACAGAAACUUUUUGCUUGCAGGUGACUGGAUGAAGCCUUACCAUAAGGCGGUCGUCGACUUGUUAGAACAAGAGUUACCUAUCUUAAUCUAUGCUGGUGAUAAGGAUUUCAUCUGUAACUGGUUAGGUAACCAAGCCUGGACUGAUAAAUUACCAUGGUCUGGUCAAGAAAAGUUUGCUGAACAACCUAUUAGAGAAUGGAAGGUCGGUAAAGAAACUGCCGGUGAAGUUAAGAACUACAAGCACUUUACCUUUUUAAGAAUUUUCGGUGGGGGACAUAUGGUUCCUUACGACCAACCUGAAAAUGCUUUAGAUAUGGUAAACAGAUGGGUUAAGGGUGACUACAAGUACUAA
This is a messenger RNA of Debaryomyces hansenii CBS767, 1647 nucleotides long. It is a transcript of the gene CPY1, whose product is annotated as carboxypeptidase C. Gene Ontology annotation, biological process: proteolysis. The transcript has a single exon. NCBI's taxonomy places the organism in Eukaryota, Fungi, Ascomycota, Pichiomycetes, Serinales, Debaryomycetaceae. Gene Ontology annotation, molecular function: serine-type carboxypeptidase activity. Gene Ontology annotation, cellular component: fungal-type vacuole. The record is from RefSeq and is a predicted model, not a curated record. Bases 1 to 1647 code for a protein of 548 amino acids.